AUGUCGCGCCAGACCCGGACCCCCGACAUAACGCUCUUCUUCCUGGGCGCGUCGCGUGCCAUCCGCAUCGCCUGGCUCCUGGAGGAGCUUAACCUGCCGUACCGGUUGGUGUCGUCGGCCCGGGCAGCGAACGGGCUCGCGCCCGAGGAAUUCAAAGCCCAGAUCCCAACGCGGCUGGGGAAGAGCCCGGUGAUCAGGGACGGAGAUUUGGUGGUCCAGGAGAGCGCGGCGAUUGCCGAAUAUCUCUGCGAAACAUACGACCCUCGGGGCCGCCUCCUCCCGCACGAGCGCAAAGCGCGGGCAAAAGCGAGAGAAUGGAUGGCCGCCGCCGAGGGGACCUUCAUGAUCCAUGCUCUCGCGAUCCUCUACGCACGAUGGCGCUUUCCCAAAUCCGCCAAUGCGUCCAAAUACCUCCGGGAGAUGGAGAAGGGGCUGGCUGCAAACGUGCAGAAUGAUCUCAACUGGCUCGAGGCCGAGCUGGCUGAUGGGAGAGAAUACCUCGUCAGCCGCGAUGACGAUGGCGAAGGCGAAGAUGACGGUGUCUCCGCGGCGGACAUCCUAAUGGGCUUCAGCAUCGAGUUCAUCUUCGCGCGCAGGCUGGGCACAGAUGGCGCCGACUGGCCGAACGUGCGGCGGUGGUUGCGUGGCAUCACGCAUCGAGAGGCGUAUAUAAGGGCGGUCGAGAGGACGGGGUAUUCUCUCUAG
Cladophialophora psammophila CBS 110553 is the source of this 705-nucleotide messenger RNA. RefSeq lists its product as uncharacterized. The record is from RefSeq and is a predicted model, not a curated record. Bases 1 to 705 code for a protein of 234 amino acids. The transcript has 3 exons. Lineage: Eukaryota; Fungi; Ascomycota; Eurotiomycetes; Chaetothyriales; Herpotrichiellaceae.